This is a messenger RNA of Heterocephalus glaber (naked mole-rat), 1514 nucleotides long. It is a transcript of the gene Pelo, whose product is annotated as pelota mRNA surveillance and ribosome rescue factor. Gene Ontology annotation, biological process: RNA surveillance; ribosome disassembly; nuclear-transcribed mRNA catabolic process, non-stop decay. NCBI's taxonomy places the organism in Eukaryota, Metazoa, Chordata, Mammalia, Rodentia, Bathyergidae. Gene Ontology annotation, cellular component: cytoplasm. The record is from RefSeq and is a predicted model, not a curated record.
GAGUAAGUGUUACCCUUGGCGGUAUGAGUCAGAGCUAGAAUAUUUCCUUCCCUCCAGGCAAGUUCCCAUACUUACCGGGCCCGCCCCCUUCCUGGCCUAAACUGCUUUGCACCUUUCCUGUCGGGAACUCCCUCGUACGUUUUGUUCUCCUGUUGAGCCCCUGGUAAAGCCAUGAAGCUUGUGAGGAAGGACAUUGAGAAGGACAGUGCGGGGCAGGUGACCCUGGUCCCCGAAGAGCCUGAGGACAUGUGGCACACUUACAAUCUAGUGCAGGUAGGCGACAGCUUGCGCGCCUCCACUAUCCGUAAGGUACAGACCGAGUCCUCCACGGGAAGCGUGGGAAGCAACCGGGUCCGCACUACUCUCACUCUCAGCGUGGAGGCGAUCGACUUUGACUCUCAAGCCUGUCAGCUGAGGGUUAAGGGAACUAACAUCCAAGAGAACGAGUAUGUCAAGAUGGGGGCUUACCACACUAUAGAGCUGGAGCCCAACCGCCAGUUCACCCUGGCAAAGAAACAGUGGGACAGUGUGGUUCUGGAGCGCAUCGAGCAAGCCUGUGACCCAGCCUGGAGUGCUGAUGUGGCGGCUGUUGUCAUGCAGGAAGGCCUCGCCCAUAUCUGCUUAGUCACUCCCAGCAUGACCCUCACCCGGGCCAAGGUGGAGGUGAACAUUCCUAGGAAACGGAAAGGCAACUGCUCCCAGCAUGACCGAGCCUUAGAGCGGUUCUAUGAGCAAGUGGUCCAAGCCAUCCAACGCCACAUAAACUUUGAUGUUGUAAAGUGCGUCCUUGUGGCCAGCCCAGGAUUUGUGCGGGAGCAGUUCUGCGACUACAUGUUUCAACAAGCAGUGAAGACGGACAACAAAGUUCUCCUGGAAAAUCGGUCCAAAUUCCUUCAGGUACAUGCCUCCUCUGGACACAAGUACUCCCUGAAAGAGGCCCUUUGUGACCCUACUGUAGCUAGCCGUCUUUCAGACACUAAAGCUGCUGGGGAAGUAAAAGCCUUAGAUGACUUCUAUAAAAUGUUACAGCAUGAACCUGACCGGGCUUUCUAUGGACUCAAGCAGGUGGAGAAAGCCAAUGAAGCCAUGGCAAUUGAUACGUUGCUCAUCAGUGAUGAGCUCUUCAGGCACCAGGAUGUAGCCACACGGAGUCGGUAUGUGAGGCUGGUGGACAGUGUGAAAGACAAUGCAGGCACAGUUAGGAUAUUCUCUAGUCUUCAUGUAUCUGGGGAGCAGCUCAGCCAAUUGACUGGAGUAGCUGCUAUUCUCCGCUUUCCUGUCCCUGAGCUUUCUGACCAAGAGGAUGAUUCCAGUUCUGAAGAGGAUUAGCCAUUGAAGCAUGAGACAACCUGUAUCUGACUUCUUCACUGUGACAUUUUCAUGGCUUUGACAGCAGCUCCAAGAGUGGCAUUUUUUGAUUCAUACUGACAUUUUCCCUACCUCGGGUAACACUUGGUAUUUCAUGGUUUGCAGAACAUGUAUUCAAACUAAACAAUAAACUAAAAGGAAAUAAU